Vespula pensylvanica (western yellowjacket) is the source of this 4789-nucleotide messenger RNA. RefSeq names its product echinoderm microtubule-associated protein-like 2. The transcript has 19 exons. Gene Ontology annotation, molecular function: microtubule binding. Bases 846 to 3560 code for a protein of 904 amino acids. The record is from RefSeq and is a predicted model, not a curated record. NCBI's taxonomy places the organism in Eukaryota, Metazoa, Arthropoda, Insecta, Hymenoptera, Vespidae. Gene Ontology annotation, biological process: microtubule cytoskeleton organization. Gene Ontology annotation, cellular component: mitotic spindle.
UCGAAGGUUUCUCGCGUUCAAAGAACUUUCGAUCGAUCUCUUAAAGAAAGAUAAACAGAGUUGUACGUAUGUUCGAAACGUUAAGACGAGUAAGAUCGCUGUUUACACGUACCAAGCUCGCAUGACAAAUAUUGUCUUUCCACGUUUGACAUGUCAAAGCGUUUCGAGCGUUAAAUUUGAUUCUACCGUAUCUCAAAGUUCGUAUAAAAUCCUAAACGAUUUCUAUCGCAAACGUAGGUAAUUUAUCUCUCGUUCAAAUAAAUAUUUCGUUAAUGUUUCUCGGUGGACAGUGAACAAUGAGUUCGAUAUGAGCUCGUAAUAUUAUAAUUGGAAACGUACAUGUGUGUAUGUCCUUGGAAUACAAUAGAAUUUGUUUUCGUUACGUCUCGAUCAUUGACAAAGAAAUUUAACGAAAACAUAUUGACGACAAGGAGAAAGAUUUUAAAUUAGACGAAAGGACGAUUCAGUCAUUUCAAAUACGAUGCUAGUUAAGGAAAGUUUCGUUAUGAGAAGGACAAAAAUAGUAACAAUAACAACGACCACGACGAUUACCAAUACGUCGAAAGUGUACGAGAAACGAAAACGAUGAAAAUCUUGUUGGAAAAUUGUUACAAUCGCUAAAAGAAAAAAGCAAGUAAAAGUAAAAUAAAUUUCAUAUAUUUUAUUCGAUAUUAAAACUAUAAAAAAGAAGAAAAGUUAUAGUCAUAUCUAUCUAAAUAAUAUUUGAAUGUUUGAAAUAAUCUGAGUAUGGCGCCGGAGAGUACAUUGGCUCUGUUUGCGUUCGUUAAUCUAUUCAAUUGAAUAACGUAUUAAUACGCCGGGGUCAUCGCGAAGGGUUAAUCGCAAUGUCCACGCCGGACACGAUGGAUACCAUCGACGAGGCGGAGCAAGCUUGGCACGAGAUGUUAGAAUGCGAGACUGGAUCCUUGUUGGGUCGAGUCGCAGACCUCGAAAGGCAAUCCUUGGCGCAAAGAGACGAGAUAGUUUGUCUUCGUGCUACUUUGGCGGACGCGUUAAGGCGAAUCUCUCAGCUCGAAGGACGAGAGAAGAGAGAGGAGGAAAGAAAUGAGAGGAGAAACGAAAGGAUGGUAUCAUCGCCAUUAAGGAACGGCCAUGUUUCUCUUAGAAAUAAUCAAAACUCGGUGCCUCAAAAAGAUUUGCGUUUACGUCAAAGCGGUGGUACCAACGUUAGAAAUUCGUCAUGCUCGUCGUCUCAGGAUAUUCAGGAUGCGAACUCGAGUCCUAGACGACCGGUUAGUUAUUCGCAUUCUUCACAACUGCCACAAAGAAGAUCGGUUCAUUAUCAGUCAACGGGAUCGUUACAUUCGGAUAGUCCUAGCAGUAGUAGCGUUUCACCGGUGCCAUCGCCAAGUCCACGAGCCACACCAUUACCAAUAGCCAGGUCACCCACAACAAGGUCAAAUGGUCCACCACAGAGUAGCUUGCGAAGAGCAAAAAGGUGGUCCUCAACUGGCGACUUUACGCAUUCUCCGCAAAAUCAAGGAAGCAACUCUCAACUAGUUGGUGCUAGAUUGUCGGCAUCCACCAAGUCCCUGUUCAACCUCUUCAAGCCCGCGGUGCUGAACAACGUCAAACACGGUACAAGAGACAUGCAGUACAAUGAGGAGGAAGGUACCGUCCGUAUGUACCUGCGAGGACGACCAGUCGUCCUUUACGUUCCAACACCUAUGAUCGAUCAUUACGAUCUUCAUAAAGUAACAACACCACCUCAAAGUAAACUCAAAUUGGAUUGGGUCUAUGGAUAUCGAGGGAGAGAUUGUCGUAGCAAUUUACAUCUAUUGCCAACUGGCGAGAUCGUUUACUUCGUUGCUGCGGUGGUUGUACUUUAUAAUAUGGAAGAACAUAGUCAAAGACAUUAUUUGGGUCACACGGACGAUGUCAAAUGCAUCGCGAUACACCCAAAUAAACUGGUAGUUGCAACUGGACAAACAUGUGGCCUGGAUCGACGUGACGCGUUGCCACACAUCAGAAUAUGGAACUCAGUAAGCUUGGCUACAUUAAGCGUAAUUGGUAAUGGAGAGUUUGACGGAUCGAUUUGUUGUUUGUCAUUCUCGAAAGCUGACGGUGGUAAUUAUUUAUGUGCCAUCGACGAAACGUCCGAUCAUAAUAUAUCGAUUUGGGAUUGGCAAAAAAGCGAUAAAGGAACUAAAUUAACCGAGACGAAGUGCUCUGUCGACACGGUUGUUUGCGCUGAAUGGCAUCCUCUCGAACGAAAUCAAAUCGUCUCCUGUGGUAAAGGUCACGUAUCUUUCUGGUCCUUGGACAAUGGCGGUAUGCUGUAUAAAAGAAUGGGUAUAUUCGAAAGUAGAGAGAAACCUAGAUACGUCACGUGUGUCGCUUUCAAUCAAAAUGGAGAUGUACUUACCGGUGACAGUAAUGGCAAUAUCAUUGUUUGGGCAAGAGGCACCAACACUAUCUUCAGAUUGGUUAGAAAUCUUCAUGAAGGAUCGAUAUUUUCUAUAUGUGUUCUUAAGAAUGGAAAUGUUAUCACCGGAGGAGGAAAGGAUGGCAGAAUAUUGCUUUUUGAUGGAUCUUUAAAUCCGACAGGAGAAGCAGCACAAAUCGAGGAUCAUUUUGGUGGAAUUCGUACUUUAUCAGAAGGCAGAGGAUCACAAUUAUUGGUUGGCACGACAAAAAAUUGUAUUCUUAUUGGAGACAUAGAAAUGGGAUUCAAUCCAACGAUGUUAGGACAUACCGAAGAAGUUUGGGGAUUGGCAGCUCAUCCUACAUUGCCUCAAUUCGCAACCGCAGGUCAUGAUAGAUUGUUACAAAUGUGGGAUAGUCUCAGUCAUACAGUGGUAUGGAGUAAAGAUAUAGGGGAACAAGCACAAAGCAUUGGUUUCUCUCCUGAUGGUACCGUUAUGGUGGUUGGCUGUGUAUCUGGAAAAUGGUUGGCCAUUGAUAGCGAGACCCGUGAAUUAUAUACUCACCAUACGGAUGGAUCAGAGCCGAUUCAAGUGGUCACAUUCUCCCCAAGUGGAAAUCUUCUUGCGCUUGGUUCACGAGAUAAUUAUAUUUAUGUUUAUCAAGUAAAUGAGGAUGCUACUAAAUAUAGUAGAGUGGGCAGAUGUAUGCCUAAGCGGAUACGAAGGCACGGAGGACAUUCAAGUUUUAUAACUCAUUUGGAUUGGUCAGUGGAUGGACAAUACUUGCGUAGCAACAGUGGAGAUUAUGAACUUUUAUUUUGGAAUCCUGGUAUUUGUCGUCAAAUAUCUCAGUCCUCCAUUUUUAGAGAUGUCGAUUGGGCAACUCAUACCUGCAUAAUAUCUUUCGAGACAAUUGGUAUUUGGCCAGAAGGUGCAGAUGGUACGGAUAUAAAUAAUUGUAGCCGCAGUGGAGAUGGAAAACUUCUUGCUACAGGAGAUGACUUUGGAAAAGUCAAAUUAUUUUCGCAUCCUGCGUGUCAACCAAAGUCAUUAUAUCAUAGCUAUGGUGGUCACUCCAGUCAUGUGACAAAUGUGUCGUUCCUUCAAGAUGAUACUAGACUGGUGUCAACGGGCGGAAAUGACACCAGUGUUCUUCAAUGGGUAGUAAAUUAACUUAUGAUUUAGAACAAACAAAAGAUAACAUCUGUUCUAAUCAAUAGGACAUAUUAUUUUUACAUAUAUUUUCAAAGUGCACUUUGUCAACACGUAGCGAGCUUAUUUGUAAAAUAACAUGAACGAGAGAGUAAUGAAAAUAUUAUUAUUGCAAAAGCGAUUUGUGAUUAACGAAAUGGUACGGUAAAUGGCACGUACACUUAACAUGGAAAAAGAUACAUAUAUUAUUAAUGAAUUAAAGAGUGUGGUAAUUUUAUGAUUACUCUCUUUUGUGUAGCACAUUAAAUAUAUUAAUGUUUCAAUGUUUGUCAAAAAUCCAAAAUUUAACUCGUGGACAUUCCUUGUAUGGUUGAAUAUUAUGUAAUUGUCGUUUGACGAAUGUUAACCGAUCUGUAUAUGUACUUUAUAUUUCUAUGCAUUAUAAUAUACGUCAAGUUGCAUUGUUCCUAAUGAUGUAGGAGACGAUUGAUAAUCCAAAGAAAAAAAGGAAAAGAUAUGGAAUGUCCUUAUUAAAAGGAAGGAAUAAGUUCAAACUCGUAGAAGCUCGUAACGUAAAAUAUACCGCGCAUACUAUAUUACGCCGUCCAUUAGAAAGUAUAUUGUACAAUUUGCGAUUUGAAUUCGUAUUUGUACUUUCAAGCGCAGGGUUUUUGGAUCUAAUCUGUGCAAGUCAAAUUCAUUGAUUGAUUAUUUUUAUUAUUACUAUUCUUAUUAUUAAUAUUAUUAUUAUUAUUAUUAUUAUUAUUAUUAUUAUUUUAUAUUGAUCAAUUAUUUCAUCACGAUUGGAAUAAGACAUGACUUGCACCGUAUUUGUUCAACUCGGAAUGUUUACGUAAGAAUUUAGUUGCAAGUAUCUGCCAUUGAUAUACUUUUUGACGAUAAUAUCAUGUGCAAGUAAAAUGCAAGAAAAAAAAAAAAAAGAAAAACAAGAAUAUCUUUCUAUCUGUAUAUUCUUAUAACAAAGUGUACAUACAAUAAGACCUUCUAAAGGAGUCUACGCUUUUUGACCUUCUUUUGGCAUUUUGUAUAAUUUUUUGGACCGAACUCUUUUACCAAAGUCUAAGAAUGAAAGAUACAAAAUCUAAGAAAGCAUGGAGAAUCAAUCUAUUUUCACUCAUUGUCACCUUGUAAGAUAUAUCUCUAUUUUAUUUAUAUUACACCACAAAUGCAUACACAUAUAUGUAACAUUUAACGUAUAAUAAAUGCUCCCUAAGGCAAUAUUUUCUUUA